CACCUUCAUUCUUUCCACCUUCUUCUCUUACGGCACUCCAAGCUGACACUCGUUUCACCAAGCAGCAGUCCACUCCAUUCUCUUGACUCUACAACCUUUCGGUGUAUCAACAGCCAACAUGUUCUUCAAAAAGUCUACUGCUGCGGCCGCGGCUGCUCUUGCUGGAGUUGUCGUCGCCAUUAUUGACGGAGGCGCCUGCGCUCAGAAUCAAGUCAACGGUCUCCGUGAGCGCGACGAUGGAGACUGGACCACCGUAUCGCUUACCACUACCGUUUACGGCACCACUACCCAGACCGUCCAGUUGACUGCCGCUGAGGUGACCAGUACCUCUUGCUUGACCACCACCUAUGAGACUACUUUCAGCCCUGUCGAGACCGAGACUGGUUCCCCCGUUGAAGGCACGUACACGUCCAUUGCCAGUCCUGGGGGUGUCACUACCGAGACGUCUACCAGCGUGGCUUACGCCACAGAGACCUCCACCAUCGACACGUCCAGCGGUGAGACUUCCACCAGCGAAGCUCCCACUACCACCGACGUCACCAUUAUCGUCCCGGCCUCGACUGUUAUUGCCAACACUACCACUGACUUGAUCACCUCUCAUUUCACGGUCACUGUCAAGAGCGGCACCCUUACUUCCACCAUUUGGGCUACUGCUUCCGAGACCAUCAGCGUUACCAUUCCCAGCAGUGGCUUUCCCCUGCCGAGCUACAACUCCACGGCUACAACUGUGGCUAGAACCACGUAUACCAACACGACCACCGUUGUACCUGCCACCAGCUUCUUGUCAUCCUACACCUAUCUUUCCUCCGGCACUCCUGCCUCGGUCGGGUUUACCACUAGUACUGGCUACGGCAGCCCUGAGGCGUCUGCCCCCUUCACUGCUGGCGCUUCCGUCACGGAGGCCGGCAGUCUACUCGGUCUCUUUGGUUUUUUGAUGGCUCUGUUGGCAUAGAGUGGCGUCUUUCCUACCUCUUGAACAUUCCUUUUGGGGAAGCCAUGGAUAGUAUCACAAGGGUUAUGACAUCUUCCGUAUCUUAUGAUCAAGCUUGGCUUAACCCACGGGUAUUGGUAUUGCCAUCUGAGGUCUGGUGAUUUGGUUGGCAUGACUGUCAUGAUUUCAUUUGGAGGCCAUGUUAGUGACAUGGCCGCAUAGUUUUUCUCUUCUUCCACUCCUUUGUCUCAACUUUCCAAAAGAUUUUCAUGACUGUUAUGAUGUGGAUGCAUCAGAGUAUAAUCGGUAAUGACUUGUGGUAUCUCUGCAAGGCGGUGCGCAUGAGAUGCUGGAGACAAAUGAUCUCGGGGGCCUUGGGCAGGCUGAUGAUGAGUGGACAAAAGGGUACUGCAUGUACAAUAAGCCCUAGUAUGUUCGAGUCAAAGCAGUAACUCGACAUGAUUUCCAUCCUCUUGAA
Messenger RNA from Neurospora crassa OR74A, 1409 nucleotides. RefSeq lists its product as hypothetical. Bases 119 to 952 code for a protein of 277 amino acids. Lineage: Eukaryota; Fungi; Ascomycota; Sordariomycetes; Sordariales; Sordariaceae. The record is from RefSeq and is a predicted model, not a curated record. The transcript has 2 exons.